AUGACUAUCAAACACAGCCGCCAGGAUUUUGAAGCUGCCUUUCCCUCUCUGAUCCAGCAUAUCCUCACACAAACGAAGCAAUAUGACGUCCCCGACUCGAUGAUAAAAUGGUUUGAGAAGUCUUUAAUUUACAAUACCGCCAAUGGAAAGCUAAACCGCGGUCUCUCGGUCGUUGAUACAGGUGCCAUCCUGCUCAAUCGAACUCUGAAUGACUUGGAGCUCCACGAUCUGAGCAUCCUUGGAUGGAUGGUUGAGCUUCUCCAAGCCCAUUUCCUCGUCCACGACGACAUAAUGGAUAACUCGAGCACUCGGCGCGGCCAACCCUGUUGGUACAAGCAGCCAAAAGUUGGGCUUAUAGCCAUCAACGACGGCACUAUGCUGCAUUCUAGCAUCUUCAUGCUCCUCAAGGCCAGGUUCCGUUCGCACCCGGCGUAUAUCCAAAUGGUUGAGCUCUUCCACGAAACUACGUUUCAGACUCUAUUAGGGCAGCUUUGUGAUCUCACCACGGCGCCCGAGGAGACGGUCGACUUGGAGAAGUUCUCUAUGGAGCGAUAUCUCUGCAUAGUGAAGCAUAAGACGGCGUAUUAUAGUUUUUAUCUCCCCGUGGCAUUAGCACUGCAUUAUCUGCAGCGUGCGACAGCCGAGAAUUUGCGCCAGGCACAGGGGAUAUUGUUCCGCAUGGGCGAGUAUUAUCAGAUUCAGGAUGACUAUCUCGAUGUGUUUGGGGAUCCUGAUGUGACGGGGAAGGUGGGAACAGAUAUCCAAGAUAAUAAGUGUUCGUGGGUGAUCAAUGAAGCGCUCAGUCGGUGUUCUGAAUCUCAACGUCGAAUCCUGGAUAAAUGCUAUGGUCGGAAGGAUGGCAUCGCAGAGAUGAAAGUCAAAUCUGUGUUCGAUGAGCUCACACUCGACCAAGCAUACCGGCAACUCGAGCAGGAAUACGUGAAGGAGUUGCGGAGGAUGAUUGAGGCAGUUGAUGAAUCAGAGGGGUUGGACAAGAGGAUAUUCAAGGUGUUUUUAUCGAAGAUCUGCAAACGCGAUAGAUAG
Messenger RNA from Aspergillus steynii IBT 23096, 1044 nucleotides. RefSeq names its product FPP/GGPP synthase family protein. Gene Ontology annotation, molecular function: (2E,6E)-farnesyl diphosphate synthase activity; dimethylallyltranstransferase activity. The coding region runs from base 1 to 1044 and encodes 347 amino acids. NCBI's taxonomy places the organism in Eukaryota, Fungi, Ascomycota, Eurotiomycetes, Eurotiales, Aspergillaceae. Gene Ontology annotation, cellular component: cytoplasm. Gene Ontology annotation, biological process: trans, trans-farnesyl diphosphate biosynthetic process. The record is from RefSeq and is a predicted model, not a curated record. The transcript has 2 exons.